This is a messenger RNA of Cyprinus carpio (common carp), 4717 nucleotides long. RefSeq names its product OTU domain-containing protein 4-like. Gene Ontology annotation, biological process: negative regulation of interleukin-1-mediated signaling pathway; protein deubiquitination; regulation of protein K48-linked deubiquitination. Gene Ontology annotation, molecular function: K63-linked deubiquitinase activity; cysteine-type deubiquitinase activity. The record is from RefSeq and is a predicted model, not a curated record. Lineage: Eukaryota; Metazoa; Chordata; Actinopteri; Cypriniformes; Cyprinidae.
UCUCUUUCAGUUCUGCUCCUGUACCUAUAGAUGCAGCAUGGGGCGUGUAGUUUCACUUUCCUUUUCGCCUACAUCUCCCAGCGUUCGCUCGGACCAUUUUAUUUUCUCAAUCGCGUCCUAAUGCCUUUAGAAAACUACCUGCUUCACGGCCUGGUGUAAAACAAAAGCGAAUCCAGUAAAUCCAGUCCCUCGGGAGUCUUCAUGAGAGACCGGAGUGCAGCAGGGAUGGUCAGGAAACUCUGACUGCAGAUAUAGUGUGGUUUCUAUCGGGAUAGUAUCGUUGGGAGCGGAUCAUCAUGGAGCUCCAGGAGGCACCGGCGGACGCGCAGCAGCUGGCCGCUGACAGGACGCACGAGAGCCGCAUGGACGAGUACCUGCGCUCGCUGGGCUUUUACCGCAAAAAGAUCGCCAAGGAUGGGUCAUGUCUGUUCAGGGCCGUGGCAGAACAGGUGUUGAACUGCCAGGCUUUACACACAGAAGUGCGCGCAGCCUGUGUGAAUUAUCUGAGACAGAACAGAGCUAACUAUGAGCUGUUUAUCGAAGGCGAUUUUGAGAAAUACCUGGAGAAUUUACAGGAUCCUCAGAGCUGGGUUGGACAGGUGGAGAUCACAGCUUUGGCUGAGCUCUAUAAGCAUGAUUUCGUUAUUUUCCAGGAGCAUGAUCAGUCCCCUGUUAAUAUCACAGAGUAUGGCUUCACUAAAAAGGUGCGACUGUGCUUCCUCAACGGAAACCAUUAUGACAGUGUUUACCCACAAUCUUUUGAGAAAAGUGCUGCUCUGUGUCAGUCGAUCCUGUAUGAGCUGCUGUAUGAUCGAGUGUGUGGCGUCGAACGCAGUGUUUUAGGCUCGUGUAUGAAAGGAGGGAAAGGACGAGAUAAACUGGAUUCGGAGGAAUGUAAGAGCAGUGAAGAGUCUGACUUGGAGGAAGAUGAGUUCUGGUCGAGUGAAGCCAGAGAAAAGCCUUCCAAUGGGAUGAACGUCAGACCGCCGCAUAGGGGUCGUGGGAGGGGCCAGUCUCGAGGAAGGGGGCGUGACCUUCUCUCCACUAAGGUGCAGAGGUCCCUAAACCCCGCCCUCUACAGGAACGUGGAGUAUGACGUGUGGCUCCGUUCUAAACGACUUCAGCAGCAGCGGGAUUUCUGCAUGGCUGCAGGAAUGCAGUAUUCUCUCGGAGAUAAGUGCAAGGUGCAGCUGAAUAAUCGCUUUUAUGAUGCUUACGUUCAGGAAGUCAGUCCUGACAAUGGGCCGGUCACUGUGUUUAUUGGGGAACUCAACAAGCAAGAAACUGUGCCGUUGUUGAGUUUGCGUCUUCCAUCUGAAGAGACUCAGUCAUGGCAGCCAGUGGCAGAAAAGGGCAGAAGACAUGCUGCACCAAACAACAGCACACAGACGUCCUCUGAAUGGGAAAGCAGAGGAAGUCGGAGGUCAAACAAAACGCCGUCUCAGUCGGCACCCAGCGGCCGUGUGCAUAAGCAACACUCCUGGCCUCCGCAGGCCACCCCGGAUGACACGAGAAACAAGUUCAGACGGUCCGAUCAGCACAACAGUCCUGUGGGUGUGCUUCCAGAGGAGAAAAAGGAAAGCGUCAUUUUGGAGCUUCUGCACAAAGAUGAGCACAACUUCCCCUUACUGGGAACAAGCCCCCAAACGGUCAGUGCUAGUGAAGUCACAAAGAAAGGAGGGGAAAAAAGAGCCUCCCGUAAGAAAGACCAAAAGGAGCAAGUCUCAGAGACAGAAACACCCCAGAGGCCUGUACAGAGACAGAAAAUUGCCACUGAAGAAAAACAUGGGAUAAAGGUUUCUGAGGAGCCACGGCAGAAACCUUCUUCAACAAUAAAAGAGAAAGUACAGGAGAAACCCACCCCUGCCUCUCCUUCUCCACCUCCUGCUGUUAUCGUCUCAUCUGACCCCAAAACAGCCCCAUCUUUAUCUCAGUCUGAAUCUGCUAAAGUCCCCGCUCCUAAUCAGUCUGCUCCCGAGGCAAUUAAAAAGACCCCUAUCCCACCUAAGGCUAGCUCUGCUCGAAGCACAGACAACAGUCGGUUUGCCCCGGUGUCCACUUCAGCCCCUUCACAGUCCAUCUCUGUGGCAGGAGCAGUCUCUGGUAGCACCCCUGCCAUUAUUCAGUCUAGACCUGCUCCAAAAUCUACCUUACCCUUAUCGCAAGCUAUCCCAGUGCCUACCCUAGUGAUCCCAACACCUGAUCUCAAUUCCCAGCCUACUCAAACAACAUCUCAGAUUACCUCGGUUGCAUCUCAGAUCACCCCUGUGGAAGUAGCUCCUGCUAUCCCAACUCAAACUACUCUGGCCCCUUCUGGCUUAGUCCCUUGUGUCUCUGUAGAACCAACCCUGUCCAUUCAAAGUGCCCCACCAUCUUCUAUAUCCGCUUCACCAUGUAUACCAGUCUCUGCAAUACCUGUAUCUACCCCAGCUCAGGUUCCUGCCUCUAUAUUAGAUGCCCCAGAUCAGACUUCUGCCACCCUUCCCAUUGAUGGAAGCAGUGGUCCACCAAUUGCCCAUAAGUCUGUAGACCCUCAUACGACUGUGACACCAAUCCUUCUUGCCCAUGCUCCUCCUACCUCCAUCUCUCCUUCCUCUGGUCCUGCCCAAGCUCCACCUCCAGACUUACCUCAGUCUUCACUCAAUGAAUCAAUUCCACAGCCCUGUGAAACAUCAGCCAUGCCUACUUCUAGUGUAGCACCUGCUCCUGACCCCCCAUCCCAGCCCCAACAACUCCCCUAUCCUCAUGUCCAAUGGUCUCAGCUCCUUCAGGACCCAGUUUAUCCAGGAUUCCCCAAGAACGAAAAGGGAGAGGUGGAACCGCUGCCCCCCUAUUCCUUCUCCCAAAAAGGAGAAGACCUACCGCAAGAUAUGAAUGUCCUCAGGUUCUUCUUCAACCUCGGUGUCAAGGCAUACUCUCAGCCGAUGUUUCCUCCCAUCGUAUAUCUGGGUGCACUUAACCAAGCCUAUCAGAUGCACCUUAGAGGGCCUCCUCCUUCCUCAGACUCUCCUGCUAACCCUACUGUGACUUCAUGGCAACCAGAAAACCCUUCUCCUCCUCAAAAUUUGAGCUCUAUCCCUGACACCUCAUUGGACAGCCAUGCUCCCGUUGCACCUUUAGCAUCUGGUAGUGGUCCUGUUGGUCCCAUAGAGUCAGGAGGGUACAAUGAUCAUCCUGUAUCCAUUCCAAUGCCACUGCCACCAAGGCCACCAAUGCCCUGGCCAGCUUCUGCUGGUCCAAGUAGCUAUGCUGGGUCAUACCCAGCUGGCCCUCCAAUGCAGUUUUCCACACCACCCUAUCCACCCCCUGGGAAUCCGAUGUAUCCGCAGUCUUCCGUUGGGUACCACCAUAUGCCACUUCCAAUGCCUCUUGAGGCCUUUAACCAUGGCCCUCAUGGUCGGAUGGAUGUCUUGCCGUUUGUUCCUCAAUCACUGGACAGAGGUCAAGGAAAUGGCCAGAGGUCUGUAAACCCCCAGUUUGGGUCCUUACAGAAGACCGCUGGCUUUCCUGGAGGCCAACCUCAUUUAAAUGCUGGUGAUUUCAAGCCUGUAGAUAUUCCCGUUUCGGUGGCCACAAUGGAACCUCCACCCUUUAGUGGACCUUGUUCUGUUUUACAACCUUUUCAGAUUGGCCCCCUGCAUGGAGACAUGGUAGGAUUGUCUCCUUUAACCAAUGGGAACUUAGGAAAACAAGGGGGAGUCUUCCCACAGAACCUUCAUGCUGGUCCUAUCACAGAAGACCCUUCUCGCUCCAUUCACCUAUAUUCUCCUGAUGAUAAGUGGUCAGUGGAAGAGAUUGAGUAUCCCAAUGUAGAUCUUAGAGUAACUCAGUCCUACUACAGCCAGUCCUACAGGGGUGGAGGAAGACGCGGCCAAGAUGACAGAGGAGGAUAUCGAGGCAGGAGCCACCGAGGCCAGAAAAAUUAUUCUGGCCGUGGGAGACAAGAUGAACAAUCGUCUUAUAGACAUUUUGGGAGACGAGGUGGAGGCCCAAGGAUAGCGUCGCAGUUACCUUACCAGUGAUGCUGAAAUGCUGGAUAUACACUAAUUUUUGGUUUACAAUGAUAUCAGAUACACAGAAUCUGUUGUUUUGAGUUUAUGGGUGGUUUUUGGUAAAUGGUGUUGAUUAGGAAUAUAUCCAAUUGUUUUUAAGUUUUUUGGCCUUUUCUUCCUCCACAUUCUUGAUUAAAAGUACAGCAAUUGUUUCACCUGUUCCUAUUUCACUAAACCCCUGUGAAAAUGUAAAUGCGUGUGUGUGUUUGCAUUGGUAAUAAAAUCUAGUAAAUAUUUUGUUUUCUUGUUGCACUGCCCUUACCUGCACAGCAAAAGGGAAAAAUAUUGGUUUUGUAUUGAUUUGAAUGUAUGAAACUUUUCAUAUCUAUGUGCACUUCCUGUAAACACUGAAAUCUUUUAUUUACAUCUUUUAAUGUGGGUAUUUUUUUAGGCUGGUUCUCAAGAGGACAGUCUUAAAAAUCUGAAUUUUCCUGAAAAACUUGUAAACAAUUCAGCAUAUCAUCAGAGAUGACAGGAAAAGUGCCUUUUUUUUUUUUUUGAAAACUUGGUUUUCGUUGAGUUUCUCACUGCACCUUUAUUAACCUCCUGCACAGGGUUCUAGGGUGUCUACUGAAUGAAUGUUGAUGCCAAAUGCUUGUAAUAAAUUACAUUUCCGAUCCAAAGAUGUAGUUUUAACACCAAACAAAUAAAAGAUUAAGAAUGUC